AAAAUUUGUGUUGUUCUUUACUUCCGUAUCGCAAGCAGGGAGUAAUACAACAAUCAUGGAAUCUUAUUAGUGUUCAUCGUUUGGAAAAAUGUGGGGACGAACGACGGACAAGAAAUAUGGAGUUGCUGUAUGCAACUUCAGCGGUGAUGUGGAAAAUGGUUUGAAAUUAGAAAUUGGUGAUACGGUGCACAUCCUCGAAGAGACCGAGGAUAAAUGUUGGUUAAGAGGUGCCAAUACAAAGAAUAAAGAUGAAAUGGGAAUAUUUCCUUCAAAUUUUAUACACAUCAAAGAAUGCGUCGUUGAGAAUGACGGGAGAUACGAGACAGUUUUAUCAGCUGAGGACCCUAUAGGAAGGGAAAUUACCUCAGUUUUACGAGAAUGGGAUGUGAUAUUGAAAAAGUCAUAUGUGAAUGCCAACACCCAGAAUUUUACAAUCCUGCAAUUGUUGAUGGUAAAACUGAUGGAGCUGCGGUUAGAGCUCAUAUCUGGGUUAUUAACGCAAGAACAGACUCGCGAACUGAAGAAAGAAAUCACUGGUCGAAUCGACGAAGGUAAUAGCCAGCUAGGACUUGACCUGGUACCCAGGAUCGGUGGCGAGAUGGUCAGCGGCGAUUGCUGUAACAUAAUUCAACUUUAUAAAAUUCAUCUACGAAGCACAGAAGAUACAAAAUACAAGUCUUCAGGUAACCCACUCGAGCCAAACCAGACGAUUUUGUCGCAUCAUAUUCAUUUCAAUAUGAAGAACUUUGGAUGCGGUUUAGCUGGGGAAGAGGCUGACGUUUACUUUACCCUGUAUAAUGCCAGUCAACAGAAAUACUUCAGUGAACGAUAUUUGGCCAAGAUUAAUAAACAUGGUGUUCCAAAUGAUGUAGAAUUAAUUGGCAACCAGUCAACUAUUUUUUGUGAUUUAGGUAAUCAAGACUUGAUGAGGGAUUUAUACUUAGUUUGUCAUAUUGUACGGAUCGGUAGAAUGACCAUCAGUAGCUCCACGACUUUAGGAAGAGGACCGAGAGAUUACAGAAGGCCUUAUGGAGUAGGAGUGCUGAGCUUGAGUGACCUUCUUACAGCACCGUAUUCAAGCUCCAACGACAAAGAAAAAGUCAUCAAAAUAACGCUUGUUAACACUGACAGUGAUUUCUGUAAUCUUCACGAGAAUCUUAUUAGUCCGACACCUGGCAAGGCAAAAAAUCUCAGUACCAGUACAACAAAUCUAGGCAUCAUAGCUGAGAUGCGCAUGCUUCAUGGGGAGCUAGAGCAGUUGAAAAUCGAGAAACCUCUACUGUUCAGACAGAACGUAUCGAUCACAAGGAAGUUAGGUUUUGCCGAUGUCAUUAUGCCAGGCGACUUACGUAACGAUCUAUAUAUUAUGCUUGACCGAGCACUGUUUGACCGAGGUGGAAAGACUGCUGGCAAAAACGUGGAGGUCACGAUAUGCGUGAUCGACCAUCGAGACCAACGAAACCCGCGCAAAAUGCCGUGUAUUUGUCUUGGUGAUGGUGUUAAACCGGUUGAAGAAUACAGAUCUGUUGUCUAUUACCAUAACAACCAGCCCCGGUGGAAUGAAAUAAUAAAACUUAUGAUUCCAAUUGACAAAUUCAAUGACACGCAUAUUCGCUUUGAAUUUAAACACUGCUCAGGAACUAAGGGAACCACCAAUAAUAUGAGGAAACUCUUUGGAAUGUCGUUUGUAAAAUUGAUGAAAGGAGAUGGGACGACAUUGCAAGAUGGACCACACGAGCUCUACGUUUACACGCUCCCAGCCAGGCUAAGAAAUUGCACAGAUCAUAACCGGUUUGAGAGCCCCCCAGCUUACUUGAGUCUGCCAUUCAGUGCAACAGAUUCAGCGAGCAGGGCUAACAUCAACAACAGUAACUAUCCAAGAAAUGUCAAAGAGUCAUUCCACAUAACUACAACAAUAUGCUCAACAAAGCUGACGCAGAAUGAUGGCUCGUGGUCAAAAGAAGUAGAUGUAACGGAUAUUUUCAAAGUACCCAAAAUUAGUAAAAUAAUUUUACAAGACGUUCUUGAUACUCUUUUCUCUAUAUUGGAUGAGAGUCCAGAAAAAUAUGCUGAACUGGUCUUCAAAGGACUUAUCUACAUAAUUGGAAUGCUACGUGACAGCCGAUACAAGUCGUUUACGACAGUUCUUGAUACUUACGUUGACAGACAUUUUUCUGGCGCCUUGGCCCACAGGUAUCUGCUUGGCUAUCUUCAAAGCGUUACCGAGAACCAGCGACCAGACCAAGACAUUGCCUCCAGCGCAUUUAGUUCCUUCCAUUUUCUGUUCAAGUUCUGCAUUAGAUCAAGAAUAUUAUAUGAACAAGCAACCGGCAGUAAAGGAGAUGGGCGUUUUAAAACGGAUGUGAGAUCUUUGUUCAGCUCCAUUAAAGAUUUCAUGAAACGUGACGAAGAAUAUGUGCGAAAGGCUCAGUCAACAUUAAUGGAGAAUUGUUACGUUGUGUUCAUCGAAUUGUUGAAGCUCCUAAGCCCCCUUGAUGUCAGCACAUUGAUGAUGGAAACGAUCUGUUCGGUCCCCCAGUCCAGUGGCUUGACAGCGGGAAAACUUAAUUGCCUAAGUCAAGCGAUUAAAGGAAAAUUAUUUGUGGACAACAGUUCUAGGUCUUAUAUACUCCCUCUUAGUCUUCGUAUUUUAAGUGAGCUCAUUUACAGACGGCAAGAACUUAGGAUUUGUCUGACAAUUAUCGGCGAUAUUCUUGUGUCUUACAAAGAUAUGACAUUGACGGAUAGAGAGAGUAACGAAAUACAUCUUAUAGUGAAAGAUUUAUUGAAUAUAUUACUAAUGACGUUAUUAGAUAUUCAAAAGGACCAAACAGGAGCAGCUCCGGGAUUGGCCAACCUUAUUGAUCAAUGCAUUGUUUGCAUCAUUGGAAUUUUGAAAUUGAUGAAGGAGGAGCACUAUGAAAGACUUAUAUCAACCGUCGGCAAGAAUUUGGACACCUUACGAAGCUUCCUACUCCGUCUGUUCUGUGUAUUUGAGAGCCUUGUUACAAUGGAAUCUUUUCCAAAUGAUUGGAUGGUAAUGAAAAUGGCGAUGAACAUAGUCAUCUUGUCAGCCACACAGUACUUCUCACAGCCUCUACACACCUACCUCAUGGACCCCAUCCAAAGUGAUCCUCCAGGACCUGAAUCCAACAUCUACGACUUGACAACCGAUGAUGAGAGGAGCCUAGGUAGAGUGUCAUCACAGAGUUUCAAAGUGUGGCAACGUUUCUUCAAAUUCGCAUCAUGUUUCUUGACUCAACCUUGUCUUCAGUUGGAGACCUUUUCUCCUGGGAAACGCAAUAAAAUUAAGGAGAAGUAUGGAGACAUACGGGAGCCAAUGGCAUCUCAAGUUGUCGCUAUGUGGGACAAAUUAGGUCCAUCAAAAUCUUUGUUCAAGUCCGAAAUCAGUUUGUUUCUGGGUGUGACGUUGGUCCCAGGUACUGGCCUACGAAAAGCCGUCUUACCAAUGAUCUCCGACAUCAUUGACUGUGAAUUUGAAUCAGAAGGCAGCUUUAGUCAGUUGGAGGACAAUUUAUCUGAUAAACUCGACCAGUUAGUCGUUCAGGAGAAGAAAGGCGACAAGCAUUACAGGGACCUGUUUGAGUCUGUGUUGAUGCAUGAGUGUCAAGGCAAGGUUUGGGAAGAAAAGGGCGUGCAUCUAAUCAGCAAACUCGCUCAGUUACUGGAACGAUUGAUCGACUAUCGUAACGUUGUUUCCAUAAGUCAUGAAGAUAAACGCUUCAUGAAAAUAAGUUGCAUAUAUAACCUGAUGAAUUUCCUGUACCAAGACCGUAGUAAGAGGGACAUAUGGGCAAGGCAUAUAUACCGGCUCCAUGAACUCCAUUUAAUGAAAGGUGAACACACGGAAGCAGCGUUUACACUGUUAGAACUUGCCAAGACGUACAGUUGGUCAGAUACACUGGUCCCGGAAGACUCGUUUGGAAAGUUUCCCCAGCAAAAGGAAAGGGAAAGGAAAGAAAUUCUUUACAAUAAGAUUCUGGAUCACCUUGAUAAGGGUCAGGUUUGGGAAUGUGGAAUUCCACUUUGUAAGGAGUUAGCAGACCUCUAUGAGAACAAACUUUAUAAUUACAAGAAACUAAGCUCCAUUCUGAAAACACAAGCAGAUUUCUUUACCAAAAUACUUGAUGUUAAGCGUCUUCCCCAAAUAUACUUCUUGGUGGAAUUUUUUGGUCGAAGCUUUCCAGCUAUUAAGAGGAACAAGUCGUUCAUUUUCCGUGGAGCACCUUGUGACAAGGUCGGCAAUAUCCUCCAAAGUCUACAAGCAGAUUUUCCAAAUGCACAGGCUUUGUCUUUCAAGGCAGAUGAUUCCAUCAGGAAUGGGGACACACAGUACAUUUCAGUGAGACAGGUGAAUGCCAUAGCAUCAGAAAACAGCAGGUUCAAAGGUCAAGAUGUGCCUAAUGCAAUAUCUAUGUUCUACCAGGGUAAUGACGUCAAUGGAUUCUAUUAUGACAGGCCUUUUCAGAAGGGUGAAGAAGACAAAAACCAACCUAUGAAAAGUAUGUGGUUAGAUCGCAUCACAUUAAGGACCAAUCUUAGACUACCGGGUGUACUAAAAUGGGCGGAAGUUGUUGAUAUAUCGAAAGGGGAUGAAAUCAGCCCUAUUAAAAUUGCGGUGGAGAUUAUGAGGAAGACUAAUAAAGAAUUGGAGAUGUUGAAUUACGAGGCAAAGACUUCUAGUAUUGUAGAACCUCUGACAAGGAAACUAUCAGGUGUGGUACAAGCCCAGGUGUCAGGUGGAAUCAAGGUGUAUUGCGACAUUUUCCUGACUGAGUUGUAUGCUCAAGAAAAUCCAGAUGAUGAUGAUGACAUUGAUGAAUUGAAGAGUCUUAUGGAGGAGCAGUUGAGGAUAAUCAGAGAGUGUCUUCUGGUUCAUGGUCGUCUAAUUGACGACACUCUGCGUCCAUUACACGAUGAGUUCAAGCGGGUCUUCACAGAACUCAAGCGAUCUAUUGGACAAGAUAACAUUCCAUCACCCGGCCCACCACCGCAAAGGAUUGAUUCUCUUUCCAGUUCUGGACCUCUUAAGCCACCAGGCAGAGCCCUUGCGAGAAUUGAUGAAACCCAAGCCCGGGAUACCAGAUCAAAGAGUGUAAUCCAGCUCCCUGAAACUUCAGCGCUUCGAAACAUGGGUCGUAGGACCAGUACGCCUGUUGCUCUACCAACCCGAGAUUUAAAUUUGACUCCAUCUCGCCCUAAGACCUAUGUACGAAAACCACGCAAGAAUAGUGAUCCUGGACUAUUACAAGUACAGCAAGAUGUGCUUAGUGGAAUACUGGUGUCUGACAGCUCCAGCAGCUCUGGGAGCAUCUCAAGUGGUUUAGCAGCCUCAAGAAUUGCAAAAUCUGACAGUUCGAGCAGCCUAGAAACAACAAGCAGUGCCUUUGACCGUACCAGCAUGAUCUCAAAUAGAUCAAGUUCUGACGGUGACAAUAUGUUACCACCACCGCUGCCCAAGAGGGCAACAUCAAGGCCUAACUCUGGAACAGGGAGCACUUCUUCUGGAUCACGUUCCGACUCGCCUAUCCCCGAUGCUGAACAGCAACCACCAGCAAUUCCACCGCGCAAGGUGAUGGAUGGCCAAGCACCCCCUCUGCCACGGAAAACCAGCACAUCGGUUAUGUCAAGAAGGUCCGUAGAAUCCCCAGUCAUAACACGCGAUUCCUUGCCAACGUUUCAUGAACCCUUAUCCCCUCGUCCAGUUGAUUCCGGGAUCUACAGCGGAAGUGAGACUUCAUUGAAAGAUAUAGGUGAACUGCCCAAUCCGAUAACAAAAACCGACACAGAUUUGAAUGGGUCGCUAUCGGUGCCAAUCCCAGCGGCUUGUCAACAAGAUCAUGCUACUCCAACAAAGAGAAUUCCACCCCCUGUUCCAUCCAGACCAAAAAAGCCAGAUCACAGCUAGUGAAGUGAAUUAUUAGUAAUGAAUUGUCAAACAGUGUAGCAACAAUUGUUAGAAAAAUAUUCCUAUUGUAUAAUCUGUUGAGUAGUCUCUCACUAUUUGUACUGAUAUCAAUGCAAUGCAUUUGCUUCAUGUUUUUUUUCAGAUCUAAAUUCAAUUUUAUGAAUCUAAAUAAUUGUUGUGUAUUUCCAAAGAUGUAGUGCAAUGGAUCUAUAAGAAUAGAAUAUUUUUGAGUGGGUAGGUGAAUGUAGUGUAUAUUGGGUUGUAUCAGAUUUAAGUGUUUGUUCAGACUUUUUCACACAUUUGAUCAAUGCAUCCAUUUCUUCCCUGCUGCUGGAAGUUAAACAGUGCUACUUUAUGAGAAAAACUAUGGUCGAAUAUUGUCUGUUUUAUCUGGCAGACAAAAUUUGAUAGUGUUUGGACACAUUUAGCAGAAAUUGGUGAAUACAUCAAGUGAUCAUAAAAACUAUGAUCAAAUAUUGUCUGAUUCUGACAGAUGCAAUCUGAUAGGGUUUGAAAACAUUUAGCAGAAUUAUUGAACACAUCAAGUAAACUUAAAAACUAUAAUAAAAGUUUAUCUGACAGACAUAAUCUGAUAGUGUUUGAACACAUUUAGCAGAAAUUAUUGAACACAUCAAGUGAUCAUAAAAAAGUAUGAUCAAAUAUUGUCUGAUUCUGACAGACGCAAUCUGAUAGGGUUUAAACACAUUUAGCAUAAAUUAUUGAAAACAUCAAGUAAACUUAAAAACUAUGAUAAAAGUUUGUCUAAUUUAUCUAACAGACAAAAUCUGAUAGUGUUUUAACAUAUUUAGCAGAAAACACAUCAAGUGAUCAUAAAAGUUAUGAUCAAAUAUUUUCUGAUUCUGACAGACACAAUCUGAUAGGAUUUGAGCACACUUAGCAGUGUAUCUUUUAUCAUUGUAGUGUCUGAAACAGACUGUUUUGAUGGUAUCAGAAGAUAAAAUAAAAGAUCAAAAUAUGAUGUAAGCCAACAUGACAUUGCAGGAAUUAUUUGUAAAUUUUAAUUACAAAGUAGUCAUUAAAGGAACAAAAAAUAAAUGUAAUCUGUAAUAAAUAAAUCUCACUGCUUAUAUUUUUUUUAAUUGAUAAUUAUGAUUAUUAAUAUUAUGAUGAUUCUGGUAAUUAUUAUUGUUGUGUGUGUUGACUCAUUUGUACAUAUUUGUUAUAUUUGUAAACUUUUUCUUAUGGCAUUGUCUUUUGUAUAAUGUAUCUUUAUAUAAUAAUAAUUUUCAUACUAUAGUAUAAGCAACAAAAGCAUUGUGUUUUUAUAUUAUUGGAUUAUAAAAAUAAUUUACAUCAUAAAUGUGAAAUUACCCAACGUAGACUGAUCAGUUGUCCUUUAACUGAUCCUCAAUUAUAUUAAAGGUGAUAGGUCAUCAUGAAUAUCAAUCAAUCAAUUUCCAUAUAUAUUUACAUGGUCAAGGCUGGCUUGUUAGUUGUUUCCAUCGAGGCACGUACCAUUCCACAAUAGGGUGUGCCACUGUAGACUGUCCAGCUCGUUGCAGUGACCCCUUUUGUGGAAGUCUUUUAAAAACCCCAGUUUGCACUUCCAUUAGGAGAAUUUUUUUUUUUUUUUUUGUUAACAUGGUUAGCAGUCUACAUCAUUUAAGGGGUCAAUUACCACAUUGUGGAAUGGUACACUCCUAGUUGCAUGGCCUAUUAAAUCAGGUAGUCUGCGUUUUGUAUGUCACUAUGAAAAAACAACAAUGCUGUUGAUACAAAUUUAAUUUAUUGUUACUAUUAUCUUUUGAAACUGUUGCAUGUUACCAGUUUUUAUAACAGUUUAAUAAUUUUUCAUUUUUUUAUUUACUUUAUUAAAUAGUGCCUUAUGUAAUGUAUCAAACCUAUAUUAAAUUUAGUUUUCCCACCACAACAUAAUAUAUUCAUAAAAUUAUGAAAUAAAUAGUUGUAAGUUUUUGGUUACUUUUGUAUUACUUUUAUUGCUAUAAAUGUUGAUAUAAUUAGGAAUUUUGUUACCUAUUUUGUAUAUAGAUAACUGAGAUAACAACAAAUAAUUUAGAUUAAUAUAAGCAGAUUAUCAAUUUUAAUAUUAUAUUAUAGAAUAAUAUUGAUAUUCAUAAUAUAUGAAAAUAAUAAGUAUAAUUAACAAUUCUAUUAUUAUUAUUAAUAUGUAUAUAUUCCAUGUUAUUUUUGCUUAGAAAAACAGAUAUUAUUUUUAAUCAAGUGGAAAGCUUAAAGUAGAAAUUAAAUUUUGUAGGUACAGUAUAUAAAUUAUAGAGGUAUUUUCAGGGAUGUAAGAAAUUUAGCAAUUAUGUGUAUUAUAGUUAUAUAUAGUCAUGGUGUAAUGUCAUCAUGACUGUAUCUAGGAAUGUCACAAGUUUUUUUUUUCAAAUAAGAUUUAAUAGACAGGAUAGAACUUCAGAGGGCAAAUAAAAUGGUUGAACCCAAUGCUCAUUUCCAGAUGCUCUACUUCAGGACCAUUUGUAAUGUGAAUGAAGUCUUGUGUUCACUAAAUGUAUAGACAGUAAAACCUCUUUAAAAACAUAAUUUCUGCUUCAAAAAUAAUAUUCAAUAUUUGAAUAUUCUAUACUGUAUAUUUAAGUUAUUAACUUUAAAUUGUGAAUCAAAUUGAGAAAAUAAAUUUUCUUGUGUAUUAAACAAACUGUACACGUAAUGCUUAUAAUCCUUGCAUAGACCCUUUAGAUUGGCUGGUAAUCAAUUUAAAGAGUUUUAUAGUAAAAAGGCUGUCAGUUAAAAAAAAUAUAUAUUUUUUAGAUAGUUGUCUGAUUUGGUUCUUAUAAAUCAGCAUUUAAAUAUUAGUUUAAGGUUUUUUAAUAUUUUACUUUCAUGUUUCUAAGUGAAUACAUUUUACUGAAUGAUGUGACUUAAAAACUCAUUUUUUUUUUAUAUGUUGUAAACUUCUAAUUUCUUUAAUAAAUAAAGCCUGCAACGAAAUAUUCGGUAUGUAGUUGCUCAUGGUGGAUUCUAUCAGUAGCAUAUCUAUGGGAUUUUGCAGGAGCCAAACACCCCCACCCCCUUCCAAAAAAAAAUGCUAGUGUGCCCCCGUUUUUACUCUCAUUGGAAAUUGGAAGCAAAGGCAUUACGCUUUGUAAGUAGCCACUGGAUUCAUGAGACAAUACUUGCAAGGAAAAAUUUUAUAAUGUUUAGCUUAGUACCACACACUUUGUUCAUCUGCCCUCUACUCUUCCCUCAAUUCUGCCUUGGUUUCAGUACUAAGACAGCUUAUAACAAACUAUUUUCUAAAAUCACAGGAUUCUAAAAAAAAAGUCUUUAUUUGCAGGACAAAUUGGAUUUCAGUGUAAUAUAAGAUAGUUCAUAUCGUGUACCAGUUUUUCUAUUUUUAGAAAAAGUCAGUUUCAGUACACAAGGACAAUAGUCGAACCACAAUGGCCUUCCAUACAUUUCUGUCCGGCAAAACUGCCUUGAGGUAAGCUACAGUACUUCCAGUCAAUGUAUUUUUAAAAGGUCAUUGGAUAAAGAUCUUAUUGUAUAGUUACAUCCCAGGUCAACGAUAGUGUUCCUGUUUUCCUUUUCCGUGUUUUCGAGUUCAAUGCAUGAGGCCUAUACAAGUUCUUCAUUUUCUAGAACAGAAUUAUGUUGUCCUUAAAUUAAUCUUGUAAAGCAUUCUGGAAAGUUCUCCAAUAUUUGUGCCGCAAUGGUAAAUUCAUACCUCCAUUAAAUAGGCCUACUAAUUUCUGUAUACAUUCAGCCAUCUCAAUACCUCUCUGGUAGUAGGCCAGUAAAGUAAAAUUUGUGUUAAAGUGUUGUUAAUACAGUAAUGUGAUUUUUGUAUUACAGUAUAAGGUUAUGUAACAAGAGGAUUUUUGCCCUUGCCAAUAAAAGCCGCAUUUAUGUACUUUUAUUUUGUUUUUUUAAACAUGUGAAGUAUAAAAUGGUUUUAUUGUGUGUUAUAGGUAAUAUUUCUUGAUUGCUUAAUGAUUCUUAUGUUGAUAAUGUUUUUGUAGAAUUGUUCAUUUUAAGUUUGUUUGUUUGUUUGUUUUAAUUCUGAGUCCCUAUGAGUACCAGUGUGACUCUUUAUUUGUUAUAUAAAUGUGUUUGUUUUUUUAUACUAACCAAACCCGUUUCUUUUUAAUCUUACUGUAUAUAAUGUGUUGUACAAGUAGUAAUGGAUUACUAAAGUGUGUUCUUCGCGUCUUUCAAGCAUUUUAUACAAAAUUGAAAGCUGGAAUUUAUUAAUAUUUUUGCCUAAAAAAGUGGUAAAUAUGUUAAAUAUGUUUUAUAUCUUUAAAUGUAGUGUUUAAAUUUAAAUACCCUCAAUCCUCAAAGUAUUGUAUCAUUAUGGAAGCUGGGAUAGUCAGUAGAAUUAAAAGUUCAUGCCAGUUAUUAAUUAUAAAAUGUUCACAUAAAUCUAAUUAGCAAUCUUAAUUUGUUAGGAGGUCAUCUGUAACUUUUAUGUUUUCAGAAUGGUAUAUUUGUACAGUUAGCUUUUUAAAUAUGAAAAAAAAAGAAAGAAAAUAAGCCUAUAAAUUCUCGUCUAAAAAAACCCUGUCUCGACUAGCAAUUCAUUUGACAAAAAUAGGACAUGCCUAAAUAUAGUCAUGAUAUUAUGCACAUCAUGAAGAAAUUUCGCUCGGCGGACUAUCACAGUAAUUCUAUUAUGAUGUCCAUUAUCAUUUUUGCCAGACAUCCGCAAAAUCUCUUCAGCUUUCAUAAUUUAAUUUUUAUUUCAGUGAUUUUUAUAUAUAUAUAUUUCCAAGUAAUAUUUUAAUAUCAAAAUAAAUUCAUUUUUUUUUCAGAGUUUACUUUUCAUAUGUUGAUAAUCAAAUAAGUGAGGUAGAAAAAGUGAAAUGGAAUUAUUGAAUAAUCCUCAACAAGUCUAGUUUUGAUGCGUGUAUAUUUUUGUGCUUAUAAAGUGUUAGUAAGAGCAUAAUCUUGUUGUAAAUAAUUAUUUCAAUAUUUUACAUUAAAUGUGGCUAAUGCAAUAACA
Molecule: messenger RNA, 10877 nt
Organism: Anneissia japonica
Lineage: Eukaryota; Metazoa; Echinodermata; Crinoidea; Comatulida; Comatulidae
Product: dedicator of cytokinesis protein 3-like
Exons: 49
Coding region: 89-5929 (1946 amino acids)
Biological process (GO): small GTPase-mediated signal transduction
Cellular component (GO): cytoplasm; plasma membrane
Molecular function (GO): guanyl-nucleotide exchange factor activity; small GTPase binding
Source: RefSeq, a predicted model, not a curated record